UCGCUUAGCAAUAUUAUGUUCUUGCACGUUUCAGGGUUGUCGCUUCGCAGGCAGUUGGUAUUUUUUGUUCGAUAUUCUUGGGUAGCGUGCUUGUAUUUGUGCGGUCUUUCGCAGGCUAUUCUCUACAUUUUCAUUGCAACGCAAUAGUCAUUUAUGCAACUCGUUCACGAAAAGCGUGAAAGCAUGCCUUGACUUGCGGGUCUCUUGCUACGCACUUUUAAAAACGUAUUAGGAAAAUAUAGUGACAAUCGAGUUACUUUUAAAACUUCUAGUAUUUGCAAUCGCUUGCAACCCUGACUUGCGAUCUAUCGAAACGGCGAAAGUUUUCUAUGACGAUGAGAAGUCGAAUUUUUGGAUUUUUCGCGUGACAAGUUGGUGGUGAAAAAAAACCCAGGCACAACCUUAACAAUUCAUUUGGCAACUUGGCUAACGUUUGGCUACUGAAAAGCGCAACGCUGGCUGGUGCGGGCGGUUCAAGUGAGGUGUGAAAAGUCGCCAAAAGAAAAAAAAUCAAUUGCCUCUCGGUCGUUUCCAAUUUUCAAUUCACAUUCUCUGCGUGUGCAAAAAGCAAAGGAAAGGCGAGAAAAAAAUUAGACUGCAAACGACAAGAAAAGAAGAAAAAAUAGAAAAGAAACGGCGAGCGGAAAGAAGAGCGCAGAAGAAGGCCGAGGAAAAGGCAACGUAGAGUUGAAGAAAAUGUUGUGGAAAAGGGGCGGAGGAGCAGGAGCCGUGUUUUCGAGUCGCAAGCAGCAGAAGCAGUAUAAAUAAAUAACCAUCGUCGCCAAAGAGUGCUCGUUAUUCAGCGCGAUUGGAAUCGCGGAAAAGCAAGUUGGCGAAGUACGAAAUAUCGCAGUGAAAAUCAAAUUUUCCAAAUAGAAAGAAGAGCUCCUCCUCACGCUCGUUCGCCUGCUCGCUCUCUUUCUCUCUCAUCCUCUCCUUCGCUCUCUCGCUUCCACUCUCGCGACUGGGUGGCAACGUGUGUGCGUGUGUUGCUGUGUGUGCCUGCUGUGUGUGAGUGUGCCGCGUGCGUAAGUGUGUGUGUGUAGCUCGAAAGAGCGAAAAAAUAGAUCUAAAAGAAAAAAUAAGAGGAAAAGCAAAUAAGGAGAAGCGAAAUAACCGACUGUGUCUUUGUGUGGAAUUUCUUGAUAAUUGCAACAUACGUUACCAUGGAAUACUUCCUAGGAGGAUAUGUGUACAUGAACGGAGAUGCACUCAAGAUUCAGCCGCCCGUCUACACCAACGUUCCUGUCGAGACGGCGAUGCUAGCAACUAAUCUGUUUGGCGCCACAACCCAAAUUGCAGCUUCACCCGCAGCAGCAGCCGCUGCUCACAUACCGUUGAUCACAGCCGCCGCUGCAGCAGCCGCCGCCGCAGGCGCUCCAGCAGUAGCUCCUCAAGUUGCCGUUGCUCCAGUGGCCACCGCAUCAGCAGCACAAGCAGCAGUUGUGCCCGCCCAACAGCAGCAGCAGGCGCAUCCACACCAGGCCCAGAUUCUGGCCCAUACGCACGUAGCCCACCAACAACAACAGCAGCAUCAGCAGCAGCAGACGAUCCAACAGCAUCUCCACCAGCAGCAUCAACAACAGUCGCCGCAUCCCGCCCAGCAUCUGACCUACGGCCAUCAGCCGGCGCUUCCGCAGGCCACGGCUGGAGGAUCAGGAACAAUUUCCGGAGGAGCAGUAGGAGCAUCCGGAGUAGUCGUGGAGGGCCAGGACACCAACGAGUACGCCAUCAUGAAUGGCGCACUCGGCCAGAAUCAGGAUGGCACUGUGGUGUGCUACGCCACAGAGGCCCUGAACAACACGAAUUUAGUUGCACUCGAUCCGCAGUCCCAUCAAAUUGUAGUGCCGGUCCAGGUUCCUGUCCAAGUCCCAGUGCCCGUUCAGCUCCCAGCAAAUGGGUCCGCUGAUCCGCAGCAAGGCAGCCACAAUGCAGCCGGUGGAGAGGAGCCCAACAUACCGCUGGACAAGCUCAAACAAAUGCUGGCCACCCAACUCGAGUACUACUUCUCCAGGGAAAACCUUGCAAACGACACCUACCUGCUGUCCCAGAUGGACAGCGACCAGUAUGUGCCCAUUUACACUGUGGCCAGAUUUAAUUUGGUGCGGAAACUAACCAAUGACAUCAAUCUCAUCACUGAGGUGCUGCGUGAAUCGCCCAAUGUCCAGGUGGACGACAAAGGCCUGCGCGUGCGUCCCAAUCGCAAGCGUUGCAUCAUCAUUCUGCGCGAAAUAUCGAACAACACGCCUCUCGAUGACGUCAAGGCUCUGUUCAGCAAUGAGAGCUGCCCCCGCCCGAUAUCCUGCGAAUUCGCCGCCAAUAACUCGUGGUACAUAACCUUCGAGUCGGACGAAGAUGCGCAAAAGGCGUAUAAGUACCUGCGCGAAGAGGUCAAGGAGUUCCAGGGCAAGCCGAUCAUGGCUCGCAUCAAGCCCAAGUCGUUUAUCAAUCGCAUCCAAGCUGUACCAAAGAACGGCUAUCGCCUCACGUCGCCGCCGACUGCCAAUGUCUUUGAUCCAUCCGGAGCCGGUGGCGCCACAGUUAGCUAUGCGGCUGCCCAGCAGCCCCGCUAUCUGUACACCAACGGAGCGGCCAUCGCGGCUCCCGCCUCAGUUCAGUACAGCAACCCAGUACUGAUUCCGAUUCCGCAGAAUCAAUUCUACCCUGGAUUGGUGGCUGGUCCCUGGCCGCCUGGCACUGUAGCAGCCACUACCGCCCAUGGGCAAAAUUUCUACGAGCUCGGAGGAAACAUAUUUACCACCAAUCCUUUAGCACCGCAGCCUGUGACAGCGGGAUUCGCUCAACCUCCACCACCCACCUCACAAGCAAUGGUCACGCCCAAACCGCAGGGCGGUGGGCGCUACAAUAACAAUCACCGCGGCAAUCCAAACAACGUGGCCGGUACAAGCUCGGGACCACGCGCCGAGUCGAGGAGCAAACCACCGCGCAGCACACCAUCAGCCUCCCACAUCCAGGGCGGUAACAUCGUGCCCAUCCAGAUAACUGGACCCAUUCCAGGAGGAAUGGUCAGUGUGGUCCCGACCAACAUUGUGCAGGAUCCACUACAGCCGGCACCUUUGCAACAGCAACCACAGCAGGUGAUCCAACAGAUACAGCAGCAGCCAACGAGCUCAGCUCCGCAGCAACAGGCCGCCACGGUGCAGAUGAACAACACUACGCGUCACUACCCCAUCAAGAGCAACUGGAAGGGUGGCAUGCAAAAGAACCUGGACAAGAGCUAUAGCGGUGGUGUGACCACCCACCAUCACUACACAACCCAGGUGCAGGCUCUGCCCGCCCACAGCCACCAUCUACAAGCUCAGCAGCAGCAGCAGCUGCAGGGACAGACCCAGCAGCAGCACUAUCAAUUGGCUUCCUCCAGCGCUGCAAGCGCUCCUCAAGUUACCUAUGUAUCCACUGCACCGGCCCCACAGCAGCCGGGCCAGCAUCAACACCACUUGGUGGUCCAGCAGACGCAGCAACAACAGCAACAGGUAGUCCUUCAGCAGCAGCAAGUGCAGGUGCAGGAGCUGCAGGAAGCGGGGGACGGUGUCGAGCAUAGCUCUCACGCCAUGCAGCAGGUGAAUCGCAGCAGCAACAUGUCUGCCAGCUCCUCCUCAUCGCUGGCCACUUCGAUCAGCAAGGAGCCACUGCAAUGGCAGAAUCGUCCGCGUCGUCGUCGUCGUGAUGAGGAGGGCGGUAUCAACUAUUCCCCAGGCGGGCGAGUUGGGCUUUAUGGCAGCUCGCCCUCAAACCCGCAUCCGCAGCAGCAUCUGAUGUCAUCUUCCACCGGGAGCAAUGUACAAUCAGCUGGCGGAACCGAUGGCGGCGGAGCCUCCCAUCGCGGCGGAGAGCGCCAGAGCCACUACAACACCAUCCACGACGUCCCACCGCCCCAGCACCGUGGCAACUACAAGGGCAAUAACUACAAUCCGCAUUAUCAUGCCCAGCAUUCUUCGAUGGCGAGUGGCUCGCAUCAUCACCAUCACCACAACGCCCUGUCGUCGCAGCAGCAGCAACAUCACUUGACCACCGGCACUGGGCAGCAGGGCUCGGGUCAUCACUAUCAUCACCAUCACCACCACAAUUCGAUUGGCAGCAAUGUGGGCAACAGCGGCGGCUUAGGCGUUAGCAGUGGCGGAUCCGGGGGUGGCGGAAGUGGCGGAGGAUCGGGCAGCAACAGUCUGUCCGGCGGAAGCAACGAGCGCGGUAUUCACCACAGCUCCUUGGGCUAUCAAGGCCACCAGCAUCAGCACCAACAGCAGCAGCAGCAACAACAGCAGCAGCAACAGCAACAACCAGCCGCACCGGUGCAACCGCCGCAGUUCGAUUUAGAGGAUGCCGCCUUUCCACCAUUGCCAGCCACGUCAGCCACAGCACCACAUACACCUCAGGCCACUGGCGGAGCCUCCCUGCAUAACUCCACGACUUCGUCCUCCUCGUCAACAAGCCUGGGCCAAAAGCAGACCCUACACCAGCAGCAACAGCAGGCGCCGCAUCAGCACCAGGUGCUGAGCAGCAGCGUGGAAAGCGGUGAUGAACAACGCUCAAGCAAUCAGCAGGGAGUAGAGACCAGCAAUAUUCACUUGGCCAACAGUUCCACCGCCAACAAUUGGGCCGAGAACCGCCUAUCGGACGUGGUGCGCACUGGCGGUGGCGGUGGAGGCGGAGGCAAGGGCAAGGCUCGUAAGGAUAACAGGCACCCACAGGGCCAGAACCAGCCGCAUUUGGCCCACAACUAUCAGCAGCAUCAGCCGCGCAAUCCACCUGUUAGCCCCACGCCAGUCCUGGGCGCUGAGUAUGCGAUCCAGAUUCAGGAGGGCAACAAUACUAAGAACGUUACUAAGCAGAGCUCCAGUAACAACGAUUCGAUCCAUGUGAUAAAGUGUCAAACACCAAAUAUCAAUGCCAGCAGCAAGGAGGAGGCAGCCGGAGCCCAGCAACAGCAGCAGCAGCAGCUGGACAAAUCAAACAAGACUGAGGAUGAAAUGCAUCCAAAGCAGCCAUCGCAGCAGCGACUGGUCGAAGGCUAUGUCCAGCAGCAGCAGUUGCCGCUGCUGGCUGGCCAUAACGAGUAUUCCGCUGCCCUGGCCGCGGGCGCUGGCGCCUGUAGCGUGGUGGAGGGUGGUUUGACCACCAGUUUGGCCGAGUGCAGCCUGGGCCAGCACAAGAAGCCGCCCUCGGUGGCCGCCCUGCACGCCAAGAAAGACGCCAAUUUGCUGGAGAAGGGCGCCAGCAAGCACAAGAGCGUGGCCACGUCCACGUCUACAGAAAACCUUUCGGCUGCCGCCACGGCCAGCAAACUCAGCUAUGCCCAGGUGGCACAGCACCACAAGGCCGCUGCCUCCUCUGAUGGCAAGGAGACGGGCUCCGGUGGCUCCACUGGCACGCUGUCGCCUACCGGCAGCCACAAGAUGGACCUAGUCUUUGGUGACCCCGCCGUCGUGGUGGCGGCCGUGGAGAAAAGCGGCCUAGCCACAGUUUCUACCGAGAAACGCGUCGCAGGUGGAGCCUCGCCCGCCGCGUUGGUCGGCAAACCAGCUGGUGGACUUCCGGCCACCAACACAACCCAAGGCAGCAGUGCUGUCGUGGUCUCUGCCAAAGAGAAAGAUAAUCGUCCCAAUGCCUCCGUUCGCCCACUGAGCAAGGAGAAACAGCAGCAACAUUACGGCUCUGCUACAGAGCACAAUACUAAUGCCAAUAUCGGCUUGGGGACUAGCGGAAACCGCAAGUCCAGGGCCAACAACUCUUAAAGGACGAAGAGAGGUGAACCAAACCGCGUUGCCAAAGCGAGGCAUCUGUGAAACAUCUUUGCAGGAUGCCUCUAAAGCUGCAUCCGACUGUAAAUAUAUGAAAUUCCAUGUGUAAAUAUGAGCAAACCCUUUUGUUAAACCUAUAAGAGCUAGAGAUAUCUAUAAACGAACUAAGGAGGCAUAUGACAGCAGUUGCCGCUGCUCGUAAGGACGCGGAAACGAGAGCUGAGGAAGGAGAGAGCAGCAGGCGAUGCUUGGACCAGUUAUCAUAUUAGUAGGCAAGGACGAAGAAUGAAUGGUGCAUACCCUUUCUCCAGCUAUAUUUAAUCAGUUAUCAGUUAAUGUUAAUCAACCUAAGCUAAUGUUACCUAGACUCGGUGGGUACCACACACAGACACACACAGCUUAGCGCGGCGCGGAGGAGCAGUACUGCGGCGACCGGAGACAGAGGAAAGAACAGACAAGAAAUGUAUGAGAUGUAUAUGCCUAAGCUAAGCUAUUAUUACGAUUACCAAUAACGAUGCCGAGUGAAUAAGUCUUAAGAGGUUUGAGCGUAGUUAACUAACUAGCAUCGAACGACAAAACAAAACAAUACUAAAGCAAGCUAAGCCAAGCAAUGGAAGAGAGGAGAAGGAAAUGUUAGGUUUUAUUGCUAAAUUACCGAUAACACGUCGAUUUUACGAUAUAUUAUUUGCCUUUAAUAUUUCAUCAUUCUCAUUUUUGCUUAUACAUCAGAACGUAAUGUUUAUAGCCAAAACAGAAGUACACAGAUACGAGUGCGUAGCCCACAUAGCUAUGUCUCUGCUAGUCUCACAGGUUAGGGUUACUUCUAUUAUUUAGAAAUAUUAUAUAUAAUCUAUAUAUAUAUUUA
This is a messenger RNA of Drosophila simulans, 6624 nucleotides long. RefSeq names its product la-related protein Larp4B (gene Larp4B). Gene Ontology annotation, cellular component: cytosol; cytoplasmic stress granule. NCBI's taxonomy places the organism in Eukaryota, Metazoa, Arthropoda, Insecta, Diptera, Drosophilidae. The transcript is spliced from 9 exons. Gene Ontology annotation, molecular function: mRNA 3'-UTR binding. The coding region runs from base 1167 to 5753 and encodes 1528 amino acids. Gene Ontology annotation, biological process: positive regulation of translation. The record is from RefSeq and is a predicted model, not a curated record.